AUGUCAUACAUGGCUUUUCCUCCCCCACGACCUCUGCGAAAUGCGUUUGCUGAAGCAAACGCGUCGUCGGCUGACGGCCGUGAUCACAUCGGCGAGGUGAUCGACCCAGAAGCGAGCUCAAAUCCUUCCUCUGAGCCACUACCACCAGCCAAGGAGUUCGCUUGCCAUCUCGUCCACAACAAGAGCAAAAAAGCAUGGGCGACUCUGAGUGUUCUCGGGGAUACGGUGCAAAGUAAAGGCUCUCCGGCUAUCCUGCAAGACACGCCGAUAAGCGGGGAAGUUCGCCUGGACUUGGGUUCGGGGGAGUCCAUACACUCCAUUAUUCUCCUGCUGCGAGGCCAGGUCAUCACCGGCGCCACCCCAAGUGAAAUGUUCACCUUCUUUGAGCUACCCACCACAUUAUGGACGCGUAGCAUGGGUGAUCCUCGCAAUCCGAGUGUCAGCGAUCGACCCACAAAAUGGGGUGAAAAGCUCAAGGGCGCAUAUACUUGGCCAUUCUCAGUUACGUUGCCGGCGACGGUGACGCUGCCUGUAGGCAGGAGAGAAGAGGUCUUCCCAUUACCUCAGACCUUCUUCGAGCGGCAUACACGUGCCAGAAUUAAGUACGAGCUAUCUGUGCGGUUCCAGCGGACUGGGUUGCGGACGGAUCACAGGUUGAGCACCACGUUGAAUUACUUGCCUGUUUCUCGUCCCGGACCAGCUUCUCGCCUCAGGCAACUUUCAUAUCAGCAACACACAGCGUUGCUCGGUCCCGAUGCCGAUCCCGAGGGUUGGCACGCGUUUCCGGUGGUCAAGACUCGCGGCCGAUUGCCCGGCUGUCCCUCGACAGAAGUCAAAUGCACGUACACGACUUGAUAUGAAGUACACGAUCCAUUGAAAUUGCCCGCCCCCAGCUGUGCUACACUCGGGGAACGAGCAUUCCCUGUGCGCUUGUGGUUGAGUGCUACCAUCCUCCGACCCUGCAACGUCUCGCAGACCCUGCGUCGGUUCCUCUGCGAUUGCGACGCAGCGUUCGCUUCCACGCUGGGGAGAAAACGUCCAGCCAAAACGCGGACGACUACGACAACGAUCUCGCUUGGAAGGAGGAGACCGAAUUCUCAGAGUUGGCUACUUGGUGGCCUGCUGCGGACCGCUCUAUGGAGUUUGAUUCUACAGAAACUUUGCUCGCUGAUCCGCCGCGCCGACUACUGAGAGGAGAGCUCCAUUUGCGUCCGGAUCUGAUUGUUUCAUCAUCCAUGGCACACUACAGAAUCGAGUAUGCUGUUGUGCUCUUCCCAUUUGACGCCCCAGGCUUUGAAUCCUCCGAUAAUGGACCUUUGUUCAACGAAGUCAUAGAAAUCGCUUCUGACUUUGCCGACGGUCCGCGACCGCUCCAAUACACUGAGCCGUUUGCCACAGUCAUCUGAAAGGGCGUUGCAACUGUCCAGCGACAUGGUAUCGGCCUUCUCUUUGGCCUUUUUUGUCGAAGCUGUAGAAUAUUUACCCCGUGUUCCAAGACUAUUCCUGGCAUAAUAGAAUAUCCCUUGCAUGGUCGGUGCAUGUUA
Molecule: messenger RNA, 1544 nt
Organism: Mycena citricolor
Lineage: Eukaryota; Fungi; Basidiomycota; Agaricomycetes; Agaricales; Mycenaceae
Source: the annotation of a GenBank genome assembly